Messenger RNA from Bipolaris zeicola 26-R-13, 153 nucleotides. RefSeq lists its product as uncharacterized. The record is from RefSeq and is a predicted model, not a curated record. The coding region runs from base 1 to 153 and encodes 50 amino acids. NCBI's taxonomy places the organism in Eukaryota, Fungi, Ascomycota, Dothideomycetes, Pleosporales, Pleosporaceae. The transcript has a single exon.
AUGGGGAUUAUUUUAGGGAUUAUCCUUGUCUAUGCUUUUUUGACGAGCACACUUUCCCCCCCCCCCACUUUUAAAGCGGAUCCACAAUUUCCAUCCCCCCCUCCGAACCUGCCCCGCAAUUCGGAGCUCGGAGCUUGCAUAUCUGCCCUUUAA